CUCUUUUGGUCUCAACAAAGAUCCGCACUACUGAAUAGAUAUUACUUACUUAGUCGAUCCUGAUCGUUCUGAACCUGAGAUCCGAUCCCAGCAAUAAUAGAAAAAUCUAAAACAGGACAAGAUCAGAGAAUGCACAGCGGAUGAUCUAAAAACCAAAGCUGAUACAGAGCAGAGAUUAUGCCGGAUGAUACAAGGUGCAAGCACGGAGUAGUAGGAUCUUGAAGGAACAAGGUAAAGAAGCUCGUUAUCAUCUACAACAUGUACAACCAAAAUCGAGAAGCUACUUGGGCUUCUAGUCGAUAGAUCUGAAACAGCCAAGGACGUGGAGAAUCACUUGACUCAACUUUCAAAAGGAGGUAAAGAGCAAGAUCCAGCUGCACAGAACUUGGAACCUGCAUCGUGAAGGGGGAACAGAGGACCACUGCACUAGUGCAGAGAUAGGGGUUCUGGCAGAUCUUCUCGGACUUGAAAGAGUCCGUUGGAGCUUGGUGGACGCAGAGACUAUGGAGCGCAUAUUCUCCCUUCCGCGGAAGAUAUAUUUUGCAGUCGAAGGGAGUGAAAACGCUGCGGCAGCUCAAUCAAAAAAGCACCGCAGCGCAACACGCGCGGCAAUUGUGAUGUUUCAAAGAGGGGGACUGGUGCAACGAUAAUUCGACAUGAUCGACCGCGUUGUCGCCACCGAGAAUCCGGCUCUGAUUAGAACCACGGUGGUGGAGACGAAGAGCCUCAAUGGAGUAACUUUCCAUUUUGGGCAAGCGAACAUGAGCAGAAUGAUCGAUGCAGCCGACGAGGAGCUGCGCCAGAGGCAUUCCCGCCACUGUGAGAAGACUAGUACAGAGGAUUUACUUUACAUACCAGACUAUUUCUAUGGAGGACUUCACCGACAACUAUAUCGAGAGCGUCAUCAGAGCCAGGAGUCCCCCUCUCAUUGCAGCAUUGUUGGAAAAGUUCGAGGAGAACCGCUGGAGUUACAACUUCAAUGAAGAAGACAGAACGCAAAUCGUAGGCCUGGACGAUAACGAUGCAAAAGUCAAUAAAGCACUGCUCGCACUCGAACAAGAAAAAACAAACAUUGACAAUCAAGACGCGUAAAAUCCUUUACGCAGCAGUAUGUGGUGAGGAGACAAGGACUGGAGUGCUGCUUUGAGUUUGAGAUAUGAUCUCUUACAGGUGUACAGACUUAUUCAUUGAUUUACAAUAUAUUUUUCUCAUUGCAUAUUUUUCGAAAGCCGAAGCUUGGCGCUCGUUUCUGCGUCAUACAUUGACAAUUCUGUGUCCGCACUGGAUUUUAUAUGUAAGGAAAACUAAAUCAUCGUGCUGACUCGUGAUAUGCACACGCUUAAUGGAGCACUAAAAAUGCUUAACAAUUAUUGGUAGGAUAUCGCAACGUGAGGAGAAAGACUGCACCUAUUUAAGGCAGCCCUGUCGUCCUUUCGGAAGCAUGCUAGUCUAUGCUAAACCUUAUUUAUUAUUUCUUUUUAACACAAAUAUCAGUUGUGAAGCAAAAAACUUGAUCGUACUCAUGACAAAAUCGGUGACUGUAGUGUACCUGUAAGGAGAGUCGGGCAAGACGCUUAUUCAUGACGUGUCCUUUCAACUUGGAU
This is a messenger RNA of Amoebophrya sp. A25, 1604 nucleotides long. Lineage: Eukaryota; Dinophyceae; Syndiniales; Amoebophryaceae. The record is from the annotation of a GenBank genome assembly.